AUGACACAAAGAACUGAGAACUUUUUUUCCUUUGGACACAAGUGUGUGUCUCUUUUCCCUGGAACAGAAGCUCAUUCCCUGUCCCAUCUGUGUGACGGCUGCAGCCUGUGUGCAGGAUGUCGGUUACAACAGGGCUUCUGCUCUUCCUGUCACAGUCUGCAAGGCUCCAUCCUUAUGCAGGUUCUUUACCAGCUGAGCCGUCGGGGAAGCCCACUGAGUAUAUCAACAAUACAGAAACCUGGAGAAGGAACUUUCCUGAGGAGGGAGGAGCCAGUUCAGAGGCCCGGGGCAGCGGCAUGA
Rangifer tarandus platyrhynchus (Svalbard reindeer) is the source of this 300-nucleotide messenger RNA. The record is from the annotation of a GenBank genome assembly. Lineage: Eukaryota; Metazoa; Chordata; Mammalia; Artiodactyla; Cervidae.